AUGGCAUCAAGUAGUGAAAUGAACACUGGUGAGUUAAAGAAAGGUUUAUGGAGUCAUGAAGAAGAUCAGUUGUUGAUUUCUUAUAUCAAUAGAUAUGGCAUUUGGAACUGGUCCCAGAUGCCAAGAUUUGCUGGUUUGGCGAGAAGUGGGAAGAGUUGUAGACUCCGAUGGAUGAAUUAUCUGAAACCUCACGUAAAGAAAGGAAGUUUUUCUAAGGAAGAAGAAGAGAUCAUACUCCAAUCUCAUUCGGUUCUCGGCAAUAGGUGGUCUGAAAUUGCAUCAAGACUUCCUGGAAGGACCGAUAAUGACGUAAAAAACCAUUGGCAUGCUUAUCUCAAGAAACGUGCAAACCAUCAAUACGACAUGACUCCGAAAACAACCGAGCAAAAUGAUGAUAGUGUCGAGCUGAUACAACAUCCUACUAAUCAUGUUAACAACAAUUUUGAGUCUUGCUUGACUUCAUAUGAUAAUACCUUCUUACCUAGCAGCAGUACUACUUCUGCAUAUCAAGGUGCAAACCAUCAAUAUGACAUGACUCCGAAAACAACCGAGCAAAAUGAUGAUAGUGUCGAGAUGAUACAACAUCCUACUAAUCAUGUUAACAACAAUUUUGAGUCUUGCUUGACUUCAUAUGAUAAUACCUUCUUACCUAGCAGCAGUACUACUUCUGCAUAUCAAGGUGCAAACCAUCAAUACGACAUGACUCCGAAAACAACCGAGCAAAAUGAUGAUAGUCUUGAGAUGAUACAACCUCCUGCUAAUCAUGUUAACAGCAAUUUUGAGUCUUGCUUGACUUUAUAUGAUAAUACCUUCUUACCUAGCAACAGUACUACUUCUGUAUAUCAAGGUGCAAACCAUCAAUACGACAUGACUCUAAAAACAACCGAGCAAAAUGAUGAUAGUGUCGAGAUGAUACAACAUCAUGCUAAUCAUGUUAACAGUAAUUUUGAGUCUUGCUUGACUUCAUAUGAUAAUACCUUCUUACCUAGCAGCAGUACUACUUCUGCAUAUCAAGGUGCAAACCAUCAAUACGACAUGACUCCGGAAACAACCGAGCAAAAUGAUGACAGUGUUGAGAUGAUUCAACAUACCGCUAAUCAUGUUAACAACAAUUUUGAGUCUUGCUUGACUUCAUAUGAUAAUACCUUCUUACCUAGCAACAGUACUACUUCUGCAUAUCAAGGUGCAAUCCAUCAAUACGACAUGACUCCGAAAACAACCGAGCAAAAUGAUGAUAGUGUCGAGAUGAUACAACAUCCUGCUAAUCAUGUUAACAGCAAUUUUGAGUCUUGCUUGACUUCAUAUGAUAAUACCUUCUUACCUAGCAGCAGUACUACUUCUGCAUAUCAAGAAGUCAACUUUGUAGAUGAUUAUUAUGAUACUGGUUCACCAGGAACGGUUGAUGAACUUCAAUGUUUCUGGCUACAACUUUACUGUAACGCCUCGCUUUUCGCAUAA
Messenger RNA from Helianthus annuus (common sunflower), 1458 nucleotides. Its product is annotated as transcription factor MYB74. Lineage: Eukaryota; Viridiplantae; Streptophyta; Magnoliopsida; Asterales; Asteraceae. The coding region runs from base 1 to 1458 and encodes 485 amino acids. The transcript is spliced from 3 exons. The record is from RefSeq and is a predicted model, not a curated record. Gene Ontology annotation, biological process: regulation of stomatal movement.